GAAGAUGAUAUAAAUAACACCAAUGAUGAUGAAGAACUGUUAAAGAAACAAUUGACUUGGUACGAGAGAAUUGGUGUAGACAGCUGUCUACUAAGUCGUAUCAUUAUCUUUGUAGUGAUAUUCACAUGGAUUGUUCUUACAAUGUAUGCUGCAUUUAGUGCU
Acytostelium subglobosum LB1 is the source of this 162-nucleotide messenger RNA. RefSeq lists its product as hypothetical. NCBI's taxonomy places the organism in Eukaryota, Evosea, Eumycetozoa, Acytosteliales, Acytosteliaceae. The annotation marks the transcript as partial. The record is from RefSeq and is a predicted model, not a curated record. The transcript has a single exon.